AUGUUGUUUGACGUGGUCCUCAAGAAGAUGCCGAAAUUGGUAUUCUUGUCUCCUGUCUUCCGCAGUAAACUCUCAUGUUAUGUGGAGUGUCACCUCGCACUGGUCCAGGCCCCUGGCUGCUGCCAGCUAUUUAUAGAAUUGCUGAGCAAACAUCACCAAAAACAGGACCUCAUUGUGCGUCUUCUUUUUACCCUGGGGAACCUCACCUCCAAAAGCCAUGAUGUUCGGGAGCUGCUCUUCCAGUGCGAAAACUGUGUAGACACCCUGCUACAGCUGUACAACCACUACCAGCAAAGACGCAUACCACACACACUUACACAGAGAGGUCCACAGUCGGCAAGCAAGUCUCCGACCUGUCAGGUUACUCUGCGGGAGGAUGAGGACGUGUUGGUGAAGCUGGUCAGGGUGCUGGCAAACAUGUGCAUCCAUCCUGCUGUUGGCCCAGCACUGGCCACUAAUGCAGCCUGCGUUCACCUGCUGAUGGAAACACUCGAGCUGAGGUCCGUGCAGGAGAGCGAGGAGCUGCUGGUGAAUGUGGCCUCAACCAUCAACAACAUGGCCUUCUACCAGGAAGAAAGAUCUGCAAUCCAACGCAAUCGGCUCACCAUCGCCAAGUUGAUGCUGAAGUUGGUGCUGAGCUCGGUGUGGACGCCAUUCUCGUGGCUACUCGUGUUUAUGGAAACUUGA
Messenger RNA from Thalassophryne amazonica, 687 nucleotides. RefSeq names its product armadillo repeat-containing protein 2-like. The transcript has 5 exons. Lineage: Eukaryota; Metazoa; Chordata; Actinopteri; Batrachoidiformes; Batrachoididae. Gene Ontology annotation, biological process: cilium organization; sperm axoneme assembly. The coding region runs from base 1 to 687 and encodes 228 amino acids. The record is from RefSeq and is a predicted model, not a curated record.